This is a messenger RNA of Penaeus monodon (black tiger shrimp), 1276 nucleotides long. RefSeq names its product nucleoporin Nup37-like (gene Nup37). Gene Ontology annotation, molecular function: protein binding. Lineage: Eukaryota; Metazoa; Arthropoda; Malacostraca; Decapoda; Penaeidae. The coding region runs from base 68 to 1027 and encodes 319 amino acids. The record is from RefSeq and is a predicted model, not a curated record. Gene Ontology annotation, cellular component: nuclear pore outer ring. The transcript is spliced from 7 exons.
UUUUAUCGCCAGGAUCCCUAUUGUUAUUCAAUUCUGUCUCGCGAGAGGGAAAGGUUUUCCCUAAGCAAUGGAAGUAAACAUCGCCCCAGCACUGAGUGUGAACACACGAACUCAGGUUUUAGCUCUUGAGUUCUCUCCAUAUGAAUGGUCGAGGGGUUUGCUGGCCGUUGCUCUUCCCACAUCUGUGGCGGUUUAUUCCAUUAAGUUCAAGGAAGAGGGAGAUGGUGUUAGUGAAGAGUGUGGCCAGGUAUGGGAGUGGCAUGUUUCCAGCCAGCCAGUUUGUCUUGCUUGGAGUCCAAAUGCUACACUAAGAGCUGCUCCUCGAUGCUUGCAAGUGACUUUGGGGUCAACAGAUCAUAAGGUUACUCAGCUCACAUCUGACCUUGGUGAUUCCCAUACAGCACAGGAUAUAUUAAGUCACACUGAUUUUGUUAACAGUGUAACAUAUAAUGGAGACAGUGGUAAUCUGGUAGCUUCUGUUGGUGAUGAUCUCACAGCCCGAGUAUGGGACAGCAGUUUACAGUCCCAGGUUGCGAAAUUCCUUCUGACAUCACCAGGAAUGGUGGUAAGGUUCCACCCAGAAGAUCCUGAUCUACUCCUAGUAGCUGAGAAGGUUGGAGUUCUGAGAGUAUAUUCAGUAAGUGGCGGAUGUUCCACAUUGUCGGUGCGAUGCCCUGGCCCUCUCUUGUCAGCUGACUGGUCAAUCCCAGAUCCUUCACUACUUGUGGCAGCUGGAGCAAAGGGCCUCACAGUGUGGAAUCUUGCAUCUCAACAGCCUCGCAGUGAACAUGUGGAAGUCGGAGGUGGAGAGAAAGUCUUAAAUGUGGCAGUAUGUAGGUCUGUAACAGGUUUGGUGGCAACACAUGCUGCACCACACACUGUUAGGGUGACUCAUCUGCACUCCAACAAAGUUCCUAUUGCAGCUCAUCUCAAGGUUGUUGGAGGCAUUAGUUGGCACCAGAAUUUACCAUACCUGGCAGUUGGAUCUGAUCGCAGGAUCCUUUUCUGGAAAAUUGAUAAUGUUUAAAUCAUAAUUUUUUAGAUGCUUCCGACAUUUUUGGUACCACUGAUAACUGUUUAAUCAAGAUUUUAUCAAUAAUAAGAAAGUAACAAGGAUAUUUCAGAGGAAAGUGAUAAAAGAAUAAAAUUUUGGUAUUUUAUUUAGAUAGCUUUGACCUGAAUUUUUUCAUGCAAGUACCAGUGAUUGAAAGAGAAUCCUAAUAUUAUUGCUUUUUUGUGAAAAUCUUAUUGAAUAAUAAAGUUUUUUUUACAAGUA